GUCACGUUUUAUCAAUUAUAGGCACAAGAGAUGAUGAAAGCUAGGAGUGUCCACCAACCAGUUGUUCCUGAAGUUGAUCAUCUUGUUAACUCCACUGAGUACGACCUGCCUGAACACACAGUCACAAUAACCAACAUAUCCGAGGUGGACUUUUCUGGUGAAGGGGGUGUACGACUUGGUCAAAACAGGAUAGAAGAUGAUAACACCGAUGUACGGAAUAUUCUUGAGGAACCAGAAACUGAGGAGUUCAAGAAGAUGAAGACGAAGUAUAAACAGAUGAUGGAUCAUGUGGGUAAACUUGAGAAUCAGAGCAGAAAGAAGAAAAUCUCGAUGAGAACCAAAGCUAACCGAAAGAAGAGAAGAGACAAAGUUCGCUCUAAGAAGAAAGGGAAGAAAUGAUUCAUCUAUAAUACUAGUCAAAUAUUCCUUUUUAAAUAAAAAAAAAAAUUCUUAA
This is a messenger RNA of Gigantopelta aegis, 454 nucleotides long. Its product is annotated as nucleolar protein 12-like. The record is from RefSeq and is a predicted model, not a curated record. The coding region runs from base 31 to 399 and encodes 122 amino acids. The transcript has 3 exons. Lineage: Eukaryota; Metazoa; Mollusca; Gastropoda; Neomphalida; Peltospiridae.